UCAGGUUAUGUGUCUGUUGCUGCCGCGCCGUCGCCGACGCAUGCCCAUCCAUGCCGCGCAUGCUACUGCAGUGCACGAGUACGCGACGUACGCGACAGCCGCGACAGCGCAGAGAGUGAGAGCGAGUGAGAGAACACUUCUGCUGGAACAUAACCUGCAUGAUCAAGCAUGGGGAAAUUGAAUGUGACGAUUCUACGAUAUUUGACUCGAGACGAUUUUCGAGUUUUGACAGCAAUCGAGAUGGGUACGAAGAAUCACGAGCUUGUUCCUGCAUCUUUAGCUGCUCGAAUAGCGAAUUUACGUUACGGAGGUGUUCACAAACUGAUGAAGGAACUGUGCAAGCACAGACUUCUUAGUUACGAACGUGGGAAACAUUACGAUGGUUAUCGAUUGACGAACGCGGGCUACGAUUACUUGGCUCUGAAAGUGCUGGCGCAAAGAGGAACCGUCGCAUCUUUGGGCAAUCAAAUUGGCGUGGGGAAAGAGUCGAACAUCUACGUGGUCGCUGACGAAGAAGGAAAUGCUCCGACGUGUCUGAAGCUGCACAGAUUGGGAAGGACUUGUUUCAGGAAUAUUAAAGGCAAAAGAGAUUAUCAUCGACACAGGAAGUCCGCGUCCUGGCUCUACCUGUCGAGGAUAUCGGCAACGAGAGAGUUUGCGUAUAUGAAGGCACUUUUCGACAGAGGAUUUCCUGUUCCAAAACCGAUCGAUCUCAACAGACAUUGCGUCGUCAUGGAGUUGAUCGAAGGUGGACCUCUAUGCGGCGUGUACGAAGUGGAGGACGUCGAGUCGCUGUACGACGAACUGAUGAAUCUGAUUGUGAAGCUGGGAAACCAUGGAGUAAUUCAUGGAGACUUGAACGAAUUCAACGUCAUGAUAACGAACAGUGGCCGACCGAUUCUCAUCGAUUUCCCGCAGAUGAUUUCCACUGAGCACGCGGACGCUAAAAUGUACUUUGAGAGAGACGUGAAUUGUGUGCGCGAUUUCUUCAAACGACGUUUCGCUUACGAGAGUGAACUGUAUCCAACGUUCGACGAUGUUUCGAGAGAAGACUGUAUCGACGUGGAGAUUAAAGCCAGUGGUCUUACGAAGCAGAUGGAGAAGGAUCUGUUGAGGGAGAUGGGUCUGCUCGAAACGACUGAAGAAGACAACGACGACGAUGACGACGAGACUGAAACCGAAAUCCAACACCAACGAGAAAAGGAUAUCGACGACGACGACGACGACGACGACGACGACGACGACGACGACGACGACGUAGAGCAGCACACGAUGGACGACGACGAAAUCAAUUGUUUGCAACUUCAAGUGGAGAACUGUGUCAGGGAUGAAUUGAAUCCAAUGAAAAUGGCGAACCUCAUCGUUGUUGAAUCGUCGUCGCCGUCGUCGUCGUCGUUGAAAGACCGUGUCGAGAACAUCGAUAUAAAUGCAAGUUCGUUGAACUCUGAGGAAGAUACGAAAUUCUAUGCGAGGCUAGAUCGGCGAGGAUCGUCUAGCGGCUCUGCGGUGAUUCGAGAAAGAUUCAGUGAUUCGAAGAAUGAGGAAGGGUUCAAUGAUUCGAGAAGUAUGUACAGUGCGACUACGGCUUCUACGAUAGCUCCUGAAGUGAUUAAGAAAAGAGUGAAAGCAGCUCUUGAGAAGCGCCUGAGCAAAGAGCGACAGCACUCGAGGAGGGUAGCACUUGCCAAGGGAGAAGCCAAUGCUGUGACCAGAGUCAGGAGAGAGAACAGGGACACGAUCAUGCUAUCCACGGUAGCAGGCGGCAUAUGGGGCUGGGAAUAAAGGAGCACUUUCUCUCUCUCCCUCCCCCGUCCCUCCGAUACCGAUUGUAUUGUACGUAAUUUAUUAAAAAAAAAGUAUUACACGAAAAUAAA
Messenger RNA from Ceratina calcarata, 1874 nucleotides. RefSeq names its product RIO kinase 2 (gene RIOK2). Gene Ontology annotation, cellular component: nucleus; preribosome, small subunit precursor; cytosol. Lineage: Eukaryota; Metazoa; Arthropoda; Insecta; Hymenoptera; Apidae. The transcript is spliced from 5 exons. Gene Ontology annotation, molecular function: protein serine/threonine kinase activity; ATP binding. The record is from RefSeq and is a predicted model, not a curated record. The coding region runs from base 169 to 1782 and encodes 537 amino acids. Gene Ontology annotation, biological process: maturation of SSU-rRNA; protein phosphorylation.